AUGAUCCCUCAAACCACAAACCACGCUUUGUUCGCUAGAGACAGAUACACUUCAAUGCAUUCGUUUGCGUAUAGAGCACUUCGCAACAUAAACGGCGUCCACCCGACCCAUUUCUCCCGGCGUUCGACUUGCAAGGCUGCUACGCAUGCUGUAAAAGAACGAGGUUUAGAAGCAAGCCUAUCGUGGGUGGACGCAGCCCAUAGAAAAGAUGUAGCCCGAGUUCUGGAGCUAGCCGACCGUGCUGCGGAUAGAUGGGAUAUUUUGUGGACAGGCUUCCUCCCACCCCCGGUAGUAGCGGACUCCAUGGCAGCGUUAGCCGACCGCACGGACGUCAUAUGUGUGCCUUGGGGCGGCUAUGCCCAGGCCGAGCGUUGCAGGCUGGCGCUGGGCCGAGAGGAGCUCAUGGAGCCCCUCAAGGCCGACCCGCAGCAGCUGGGCGGGGUGGCAGCGCUGCAGAUCAAGGGUAACUUCAUGUUCGAUCCGGCCAAGCACCCGGACUUCCUGGGGGCGCUGCUGGGCACGGGCAUUGUCCGCGAGCGGGUGGGUGACGUGCUGGUGCAGGGCGAGGUGGGCGCGCAGGCGCUGGUGGACCCCGAGCUGCUGGAGCACCUGGAAGGGGCGCUGGGGCAGGUCCGCACGGUUCCCGUGGAGGCUCGCCGCAUACCGCUGUCGGAGCUCAGUGUGCGGCCCCCGCGGCAGGAGGAGCUGAGCAGCGUGGAGGCGUCGCUGCGGCUGGAUGCGGUGGCGAGUGCGGGUUUCCGCAUGUCUCGUUCCAAGAUGGGCGAGCUGAUCAAGGGGGGCGAUGUACGGCUGAACUGGCGUACGGCAGGAAAGCCCUCCCUGGAGGUGAAGCCGGGGGACGUGAUCAGCUGCGCGGGCAAGGGGCGGGUGGAGGUGCGGGCGGUGGACAUGACCAAGAAGGAGAAGUACCUGGUGACCCUCAUGCGGUACGUGUGAGUGCGGUAUGUGUAGGUAGCAACGGUCAUUCCCUCAUUCAGGUAGUGGAGGGGAGGAGGAGGAGAGUGGUGAAAGGCGAGGAUUGAUAUGUGUGAUUAAGCACCGUAGUGUGAUAGGUCUGAACACCGCUUGCAGGUUUGGUGGGCACAUGAGAGGGAACAAUACUUGUUGUGCAUGGACGGCGGCGGCAGUAGGCCGUUGUGUGGUUGGCUGCGCUGCCAUAGCGGCGAAGUCGAGUGGAGUUGUGUGAGCAUGAGUUGUUACGUCAGUGUAAGGUGUACAGUGGCUUGACGAGCGUGGCUUUGGAGGCGGCUAUGUCGCGUGAGCAUGGGUUUACAGCUUCAUAGCGGGCGCCACAGAGAGAGUGUGUACAGUGUACUCUAUGACUUCUGUGCGAUAGUCAAGAAAGAGGCCCAAUGAGGCCAAGUGCUAACAGCAAUGCAACAUGCCAGUUAUCAUGUUACUGGCUUACGGUGCCAUGCUUAUGUUGUUUGGGGGCGGGCUUACCAGGCAUUGCAGCUGCGGUAAUGCAGCUGACAACGCUUGGCAGCAGACGGUCAAUGGAAACUAUGUCAAUGGAAACUUGUUGGAUUCGA
Messenger RNA from Astrephomene gubernaculifera, 1553 nucleotides. NCBI's taxonomy places the organism in Eukaryota, Viridiplantae, Chlorophyta, Chlorophyceae, Chlamydomonadales, Astrephomenaceae. The record is from the annotation of a GenBank genome assembly.